Molecule: messenger RNA, 1876 nt
Organism: Macadamia integrifolia
Lineage: Eukaryota; Viridiplantae; Streptophyta; Magnoliopsida; Proteales; Proteaceae
Product: glyceraldehyde-3-phosphate dehydrogenase GAPCP1, chloroplastic-like
Exons: 14
Coding region: 181-1476 (431 amino acids)
Biological process (GO): glucose metabolic process
Molecular function (GO): NADP binding; oxidoreductase activity, acting on the aldehyde or oxo group of donors, NAD or NADP as acceptor; NAD binding
Source: RefSeq, a predicted model, not a curated record
CUUUUAACAAGAAUACACACGACGCAGCGACUGUUUUUAAAAACAAAAUUUCCUUCAAUUAUUUUGCUUUCACCAUUUCUUCGAAGGUCUCUAUACUCAUCUUUCUCGGUUACUCCGCUACUAGUCUACAAAGGGUUAUUGGUGUUCAUUCUUUUCGUUGGAGAAAUCAGUGCUCAAGCCAUGGCGUUUUCGACUCUUAUAAGAUCUGCAGCUCCUGUGAUCGAAGGAUCUCGCUGUGAGCUCUCUCACUUUGAUUCUGGAGUUGGCCCUGAAUUAUGCAAGAUAUCUCACCUUAGCUUUAAUCGAAGUCUGAAUUCGGUUAGGCUUGACAAUAGCAUUUUCGGUACCGGUGUUUCUUGUAAAUCAUCUUCCAUACAGAAAUCCAGUGGCAGGAGUAUUCAACCUAUCAAAGCCACAGCUACAGAGGUGCCCCCUACAAUUCAGAAAUCACGGAGUGGUAACAAGACAAAGAUUGGAAUCAAUGGUUUUGGUCGCAUUGGGAGGUUGGUCUUGCGUAUUGCGACAACCAGGGAUGACAUUGAGGUGGUAGCUGUUAAUGAUCCCUUUAUUGAUGCGAAGUACAUGGCUUACAUGUUCAAGUUUGAUUCAACACAUGGUAGAUUCAAGGGAACCAUCAAUGUUGUUGAUGAAUCUACUUUGCAAAUUAAUGGGAAGCAGAUUAAAGUUACCAGCAGAAGGGAUCCAUCAGUGAUCCCCUGGGGCGAUUAUGGGGUUGACUAUGUUGUUGAGUCGUCUGGUGUUUUUACAACAAUGGAAAAGGCAUCAUUUCACUUGAAGGGUGGAGCCAAGAAAGUGGUCAUAUCAGCUCCAUCAGCUGAUGCACCUAUGUUCGUUGUAGGAGUAAAUGAGAAGACUUACAAGCCUAGCAUGAACAUUGUUUCUAAUGCUAGCUGUACCACCAAUUGUCUUGCUCCUAUUGCCAAGGUUGUCCAUGAGGAGUUUGGUAUCGUUGAAGGUCUCAUGACAACGGUGCAUGCGACUACAGCAACACAGAAGACUGUAGAUGGGCCCUCGAUGAAGGACUGGCGAGGUGGCCGUGGUGCUGCUCAGAACAUCAUCCCUAGUUCCACUGGGGCAGCAAAGGCUGUUGGAAAAGUUCUUCCAGAACUCAAUGGAAAACUCACUGGGAUGGCUUUCCGUGUCCCAACCUCAAAUGUUUCGGUUGUGGACUUAACUUGUCGACUUGAGAAAACUGCUUCAUAUGAGGAUGUGAAAGCAACGAUAAAGCAGGCAUCGGAGGGACCAUUGAAAGGCAUUCUUGGAUAUACAGAUGAAGAUGUUGUUUCUAAUGAUUUUGUUGGUGACUGUAGGUCAAGUAUAUUUGAUGCAAAGGCUGGAAUUGGACUAAGUUCCUCCUUCAUGAAGCUUGUUUCUUGGUAUGACAAUGAAUGGGGUUACAGUAACCGAGUGUUGGACCUGAUUGAGCACAUGGCAUUGGUAGCUACUCAGAACUGAAUGAGGUGUUUGGGCCACAGAUUUUAGGUUCAUUACCAGUUAUGGUUAAUGCUGCAGCUACUGCUACUGCUACUGCUACUGCUGCUGAGAUUUUAGUGGGGCCUAUCUAUUGUUGGAAGAGAUUGGUGAAUUAUAGAUUUUAAUAGAGAACAGUUUUGGACGGUCGAGUUUUUUGAUGGAAGUUUUUUUAGGAGGGUUGAAUUGAAUAGCUGUUUAUUACCUAAGGAGUUUGAGGGAGUAACUAUGGCUGAUGAGCAAAACAGAAAUAUAGCAGAUGAGACGUCAAAAAAGAUCUGUCUCAAAUUCUUGACUUAAAUAAUCCAAUUUCUUCAAUGUAAGAGUUCAAUUCAAGCAGAUGUAUUCGAGUGUUUUUAAUUCUCUAUAUAAGCAUUAUGGACUA